GCUGUGUGCAAGGUGUUACGUCAUUACUUCGAGUGGGAGUUGAGGCUCACGAGACGGUGUGUUCUCAGUUUAUUCAUGUGCUUAGGUAUUUCGAUAUUUGUUUAAGUUUAAUUUUGGCAGGGAUAUCUACACUUUGUUUAGUUAGCGAUUGAAUUUAAAAUAUCAUUCUGAAAUAUCACUGUUGGUGGAGAAAAUGAGUGUUGAGGCGUACGGGCCGAGCUCGCAGACUCUCACGUUCCUGGACACUGAGGAAGCGGAGCUGCUUGGAGCAGAUACCCAGGGUUCGGAGUAUGAGUUCACGGAUUUUACCCUGCCGAGCCAGACUCAAACAGGCCAAACGCAGAGUCAGUUGGAAAAUCAGGUGAAUGGGCCUGAUGGAGUACAGCAGAAUGGGGAUGACCCUGUUGUGAAAGCAAGUCAACUUCUUGCAGAGUUGAACUUUGAAGAAGACGAGGAAGACAGCUAUUAUACUAAAGACCUCCCAGUCCAUGCAUGCAGUUACUGUGGCAUUCACGAUCCUGCUUGUGUGGUGUAUUGCAACACCAGCAAGAAGUGGUUUUGCAAUGGACGUGGCAAUACAUCUGGCAGCCACAUUGUGAACCACCUGGUCAGAGCCAAGUCCAAGGAGGUGACUCUGCACAAGGAUGGUCCUUUGGGGGAGACGGUGCUGGAGUGCUACAACUGUGGCUGUCGCAACGUCUUCCUCCUGGGGUUCAUCCCUGCCAAGGCAGACUCUGUGGUGGUACUGCUUUGCAGGCAGCCAUGUGCCAGUCAGAGCAGUCUGAAAGACAUCAACUGGGACAGCUCCCAGUGGCAGCCGCUGAUCCAGGACCGCUGCUUCCUGUCCUGGCUGGUUAAGAUCCCCUCUGAGCAGGAGCAGCUCCGGGCCCGCCAGAUCACCGCCCAGCAGAUAAACAAGCUUGAGGAGCUCUGGAAGGAAAACCCCACAGCCACUCUGGAGGACCUGGAGAAGCCCGGCGUGGACGAGGAGCCUCAGCACGUGUUGCUGCGCUACGAGGAUGCCUACCAGUACCAGAACAUCUUUGGCCCCCUGGUCAAACUGGAGGCUGACUACGAUAAGAAACUCAAAGAGUCCCAGACCCAAGACAAUAUUACUGUCAGGUGGGACUUGGGACUCAAUAAAAAGCGGAUUGCUUAUUUCAGCCUUCCCAAGACGGACUCAGGUGACAUGCGCCUGAUGCAGGGAGAUGAGAUUUGCCUGAGGUACAAGGGAGACCUUGCCCCACUCUGGAAAGGCAUUGGACAUGUCAUCAAAGUCCCAGACAACUAUGGCGAUGAGAUAGCCAUUGAGCUGAGGAGCAGUGCUGGGGCCCCUGUGGAAGUACCACACAACUUCCAGGUUGACUUUGUGUGGAAGUCCACCUCCUUUGACCGGAUGCAAAGUGCCCUGAAGACCUUUGCUGUGGACGAGACCUCUGUGUCCGGGUACAUCUACCACAAGCUGCUGGGUCACGAGGUGGAGGAUGUGGUCAUCAAGUGUCAGCUGCCCAAACGCUUCACUGCCCAGGGCCUGCCUGACCUCAACCACUCACAGGUAUAUGCUGUGAAGACUGUGCUGCAGCGUCCUCUCAGUCUCAUCCAGGGGCCCCCUGGCACGGGGAAAACUGUCACCUCUGCCACUGUAGUGUACCACCUGGCCAGACAGGGCAACGGGCCUGUGCUGGUGUGUGCUCCCAGUAACAUUGCGGUGGACCAGCUGACUGAGAAGAUCCACAUGUCAGGUCUGAAGGUGGUGAGGCUGUCUGCCAAGAGCAGAGAGGCCAUCGACUCCCCUGUGUCCUUCCUGGCUCUGCACAACCAGAUCCGCAACAUGGACAGUAUACCAGAGCUUCAGAAGCUCCAGCAGCUGAAGGACGAGACUGGGGAGCUGUCCUCCUCGGACGAGAAGCGCUACAGGGCCCUGAAGCGCACCGCCGAGAGGGAACUACUUAUGAAUGCUGAUGUGAUCUGCUGUACCUGUGUGGGGGCAGGAGACCCCCGCCUGGCCAAGAUGCAGUUCCGCUCCAUCCUCAUUGAUGAGAGCACCCAGGCCACUGAGCCAGAGUGUAUGGUGCCUGUCAUACUGGGGGCCAAGCAGCUGAUCCUGGUGGGAGACCACUGCCAGCUGGGUCCAGUAGUGAUGUGUAAGAAGGCUGCCAAGGCGGGCCUGUCCCAGUCCCUGUUUGAGCGUCUCGUGGUGCUUGGCAUCAGGCCCAUCCGUCUGCAGGUGCAGUACCGUAUGCACCCGGCCCUCAGCGCUUUCCCCUCCAACAUCUUCUACGAGGGCUCCCUGCAGAACGGAGUCACCGCAGCUGACCGCAUCAAGAAAGGCUUUGACUUCCAGUGGCCACAACCAGACAAGCCCAUGUUCUUCUACGUGACCCUGGGCCAAGAAGAAAUUGCAAGCUCUGGAACCUCUUAUCUUAACAGAACUGAGGCUUCCAACGUGGAGAAGAUCACCACCAGGCUGCUAAAGGCUGGGGCCAAGCCUGACCAGAUAGGCAUCAUCACCCCCUACGAGGGCCAGAGGUCCUACCUGGUGCAGUACAUGCAGUUCAGUGGCUCCCUCCACACCAAGCUCUACCAGGAGGUGGAGAUAGCCAGCGUUGAUGCGUUCCAGGGCAGAGAGAAGGACUUCAUCAUCCUGUCCUGUGUCAGAGCCAACGAGCACCAGGGCAUUGGCUUCCUCAACGACCCACGCCGUCUCAACGUGGCUCUCACCAGGGCCAGGUAUGGGGUUAUCAUCGUGGGCAACCCCAAGGCCCUGUCUAAGCAGCCUCUGUGGAACCACCUACUCAACUACUAUAAGGAGCAGAAGGUUCUGGUGGAGGGACCCCUCAACAACCUGAGGGAGAGCCUCAUGCAGUUCAGCAAGCCCCGCAAGCUGGUCAACGCCAUCAACCCUGGGGGCCGUUUCAUGAGCACAGCCAUGUAUGAUGCAAGGGAGGCUCUUAUUCCUGGAUCUGUGUAUGACCGCAGCAGCACUGGACGUUCAUCCAACAUGUACUUCCAGACCCACGACCAGAUCGGCAUGAUUGGUCCGGGCCCCAUGGCCUCCAUGAACAUUCCCUUCAACCUGGUCAUGCCCCCCAUGCCGCCGCCAGGCUACCUGGGCCAGGUCCACUGCCCCCCAGCAGGCCGUGGUGGAGGUAUGAAGGGUAAGGCGGGCGGCGGAGGGGUGCGAGGUGGGCGCCAGCGGAGCCGUGGCAUGGGGAACCACGGCGGGGGCAGCGGGCAGCACGGCCUCAUGAGUGGCAGCCAGGCCAGCCAGGACCUGGGCUCCCAGCCCUUCUCCCAGGGACCCCUCACACAGGGCUACAUCACCAUGAGCCAGCCUUCCCAGAUGAGCCAGCCUGGCCUCUCCCAGCCUGAACUCUCUCAGGACAGCUACCUUGGCGAUGAGUUCAAGUCCCAGAUUGACGUGGCCCUCUCCCAAGACUCCACCUACCAAGGGGAAAGAGCUUAUCAACAUGGUGUGACUGGACUGUCCCAGUACUAGAGUGUUGUGGGAAAAGGAGCUAGGCCUGUGCUGAGCUUAGUUCGUCGCCAUUUUAAUCUGGGUAAUAUCAAAAAAAGAACAUAUGGAUACCCGUUUUCCACUGCUACAACUGAAGCACCACUGUGUGAAAGCAACAGGAGAGAGACCGAGAGAAACCAACCAAUCACAAGAGUGAGAGAAAAAUGGGGGUAGAGCUGGACAGGACAAGAGCGAGGAGGAGGGAGAGAGAAGGCGCUGCUCGCACACGGAGAAAAGGAGAAGCAGCAUACGUUGGGGUAGCAGCGUCAGAGUGACAAGCCCUUUGAUGAUGAGUCGAGGGGUGAAAGGUCAUGGAUCCUCAAUGGGGUCACAUCAGUUGGCUGAGGACAUUGUUCUCGGAGCAGAGAGACUGAGAAGAGUUCUCACACAACCCUCCAACCUCACUCUACAAAACCGUCUCCUGCCAGCUAGCGAGGGGAAAAAGGGGCCGAAACUCUUGAAGCAGUCAGUCGAUUUGGGAAAAUUUCUAACCUCAAAGUUGAUCCGUGCUCAUGCUCUGCAUUUGAACAUGUUUGAGCGAGAGGUGAGAGGUUUUGGGCAGACCAAGAAUGGUCUUGUUGAACGUCUCAAACGGAAUCAAAUGGUGCAGGAGUCGGAAGAAUACUGACCAUUCAUCUUUUUCAACUUUGAGUUGGAAAGUUUUCUACAUGAGGUCUGUUGUUGCAGAGGUUUUGAAAGCUGGUGAAUUUCACUGGCUUUCCGCUCUGGUCUUUCUGAAGGAUAAGUGGUGGAAUGGCUCUUGAAACAAUUAAAGGAAACAUUAUUGUCUCGAGAUCUGAAGUGGUGGACUUGAAAGAUCUGUAGUUUGCGAGACAGGUUUUUGUUUUUUUCUUAAGUCUAUCUGUAGUACAAAAAGGAGAGUAAAAAGAAUACCAUAACCAAUUUAUUGUAAUCGAAAAAGCAGUCCUCACUUGCUCUUUAAAAUGACCUCCAAAUUAUUACUUUAAAAUUAGUCACAGCUUCACAGACAUGAAAUGCCACAAAGAAAGCACUUGUAGAAUGCACAUAUCAUUUGCAUGGCUACAUGGCUAAUUGAUUAAUCCACAUUAAGCAGAGAAGUUAUCCCUAGAGACCCAAGUUUAAACAUGAAAUUAUGUAUUAAAUCAUGUUUUACUUUGUUGGUCAACAACUCAUAAGAGGUGUUGCAAGGGAACAAGAAUGUAUGUUCAGAGAGGUUAUAGUAAUGAAAAGUGUGAAUACUACUGGGAUUAGACUCCGCAGUAUUCACAAGUGGAAGUCUGGACCUGACUACUGAGGAAGGUUAGAAGCCUCUGGCAACUGCUAAAUGUAGGUAUUCAGUACUGGCUGUCAUUGGCCCAUGUGAAAAUGAUAACUGAAUGAAGGUUAUGAACUCACUUAAAAAUAUAAAUACAUAAUUUCUGACCAUACCUUGAUGAGUUUGUUGACCGAAGGGAGGCAUUUCUGUCAGUAUGUGGCAGAGCAUGAGAAUAAAUAUUUGUAUGUUGGUGUUGUAGCUACUUUUAUAUUUAGUGCCCAUGAAAGGUUAUGGUGUAGAUUUGUGUAGCCCCCACCACAGAUCUAGUCUCAAACCUGACCCUAGGCAAACCAGUGGGUACGUUCCUUUGCUGAUGCAGGCCAGAUCGUUAUAUACAGAUAGAUAGAUAGCAAUCUCGUCCCUGACGACAUAGUCGAGGACGUGCCAUGCAACCAAUGGUUGAUGCAUGCAAUGUCUGAGCAGGGGAACGUGACUAGGGUCUGGUUUCUAUUCUCGUGUUCCCCUGGUCAGACAUUGAUACGUGCAAUCAGUGGUUGCGUGCCCUGUCAUCAACUAUGUCAUUAACUGACAGAUUGCUAUAACAUGUGUGGUUAGCUUUAAAUGCCAUCAACGCCUGGGCACAGGAACGCCCCCGAUGAUGGACUCUUUUAGCAUAGAGGAACUGUCACUACCUACACUAUAUUUCCAGCAGUCUGUGGACACCGAUUCAAAUGAGUGGAUUCGGCUAUUUCAGCCCCAUCUGUUACUGAGGGGUAUAUACAAUAGAGUACACAGCCAUGCAAUCUCCAUAGACAAACAUUGGCAAUAGAAUGACCUUACUGAAAUGCUAAGUGAAUUUCAAUGUGGCACUGUCAUAGGAUGCCACCUUUCCAACAAGUCAGUUUGUCAAAUUCCUGCCCUGCUAGAGCUUCCCCAGUCAAUUGUAAAUGCUGUUAUUGUGAAGUGGAAACGUCUAGGAGUAACAACGACUCAGCCGCAAAGUGGUAGGCCACACAAGCUCACAGAACGGGACCGCUGAGUGCUGAAGGGCGUAGCUUGUAAAAUUAGUCUGUCCUCGGUUGCAACACAUAGUUCCAAACAACCCCUGGAAGCAACAUCAGCGCAAGAACUGUUCGUCGGGAGCUUAAUGAAAUGGGUUUCCAUGGCCGAGCAACCGCUCACAAGCCUAAGAUCACCAUGCGCAAUGCCAAGCGUUGGCUGGAGUGGUGUAAAGCUCGCUGUCAUUGGACUCUGGAGUAGUGGAAAUGCGUUCUCUGGAAUGAUGAAUCACGCUUCACCAUCUGGCAGUCCGACGGAAGAAUCUGGGUUUGGCGAAUGCCAGGAGAAAGCUACCUGCCCCAAUGCAUAGUGCCAACUGUAAAGUUUGGUAGAGGAAAAAUAAUGGUUGGGCUGUUUUUCAUGGUUUCAACUAGGCCCCUUAGUACAAUGACAUUCUAGAUGAUUCUGGACUUCCAACUUCGUGGCAACAGCAUGACAAUUCCCCCUUGCACAAUACGAGGUCCAUUCAGAAAUAGUUUGUCCAUCAGUGUGGAAGAACUUGACUGGCCUGCACAGAGGCCUGACCUCAACCCCAUCGAACACCUUUGGGAUGAAUUGGAACGCCAACUGCGAGCCAGGCCUAAACGCCCAACAUCAGUGCCGGACCUCACUAUGCUAUUGUGGCUGAAUGGAAGCAAGUCCCCGCCCGCAGUAAUGUUCCAAGGAAACCUUUCCAGAAGAGAGUAGGCUGUUAUAGCAGCAAAGGGGGGGACCAACUCCAUAUUAAUGCCCAUGAUUUUUUGAAUGAUGAGCAGGUGUCCACAUACAUUUGGUAAUGUAGUGUAAGGGAAAAAAUAUUUUCCAGGGACUCUCCCAACAAACAACGAGGCAGACAUGCCAGAACGUUGCGAUUCUAAACUAAAGUUUGUAGGCAAAACUUUUGCAGGGGUUUUAUUGAAGGUAGUUUAUGCAAACUAGCCACUUGCUAAAUGCACUCAUUAAAAAUAACUUCUGUGAUCUCUAGAUACUUUUUUGUAUUUUAUCUAAGUGGAUAAAGUAGUGACGUAGUUCCAUUAUGCCAAGAGUCCAUACUUUAAACCAGAUCCUAGUCACUGUGUUGCCUAGGGUUGUGUUUUCAAGCCUACCCCCCCCCCCCCCCCCCCCCAAAAAUGUAUUUGGUAGAUUGCGAGAACACUUUUUUCCGGUUGAAGUUGAAAUUUUACUUUCCCCUUUUGAAUGUCCUUUUUAAUUUUGAUAAAACUACCAAUACAUAAAUCUUCAAACAUGUAGUAGACCUACUACCCUGUCACAUGGAGAAUCAUUGAUGCACAGUGCCUUCAGAAAGUAUUCAUACCUCUUAUUCCAUUUAGUUGUAUUUAUUAAGGAUCCCCAUCAGUUCCUGCCAAGGUAGAGGCUACUCUUCCUGGGGUCCAGAAACAGUAAAAUACAAUUUAAAAUAUUACAUAACAUUUCAUAACACUUUUCACAACACAUUAAAUGUGUGCCCUCAGGCCACUACUCUACUAACAUAUAUCUACAAUACAACAUCCAUGUGUACAGUCCCCACUGUUCCAUAAGGUGUAUUUUUCUGUUUUUUAAAUCUGAUUCUACUGCUUGCAUCAGUUACCUGAUGUGGAAUAGAGUUCCAUGUAGUCAUGGCUCUAUGGAUUUUGGGAUUGUGAAGAGACCUCUGGUUGCAUGUCUUGUGGGAUAUGCAUGGGUGUGCAUUCAGCAUGUCAAUACUUCUUACAAAAACAAAUAGUGAUUGACUAAAUCUUUCCAACUUUGAGCCAUGAGAGAUUGACAUGCAUAUUAUUGUUAGCUCUCUGUGUACAUUUAAGGGCCACCCAUGCUGCACUGUUCUGAGCCAAUUGUAAAUCCUUCUUUGUGGCACCUGACCACACGACUUGACAGUAGUCCAGGUGAGACACAACUAGGGUCUGUAGGACCUGCCUUGUUGAUAGUUAAGAAGACAGACAUCUCCCCAUCUUAGGUACCGUUGCAUCAACAUGUUUUGACCAUGACAGUUUACAAUCCAGGGUUACUCCAAGCAGUUUAGUCUCCUCAACUUGAUAAAAUUCCACAUUAUUCAUUACAAGAUUUAGUUGAUGUUUAGUGUCCCAAAUACAAUGUUUUUAGUUUUAGAAAUAUUUAGGACUAACUUGAAUUGUACAAUAUUUGUACAUUACUUCUAAAAUUCUCAACCUCUAGCAAUGAUCAACAACCAACUUGACAGACAGCCAUUUUCAAGUCUUGUCAUAGAUUGUUAAGCUGAUUCAAAGUCAAACAUUCAAUGUCAUCUUGGUAAGCAAACCCCAGUGUAUAUUUGGCCUUGUAUUUUAGGUUAUUGUCCUGCUGGAAGGUGAAUUCGUCUCCCAGUGUCUGUUGGAAAGAAGACUGAACCAGGUUUUCCUCUUUGAUUUUGCAUGUUCUUAACUAUAUUGUAAAUUAUCCCCCCAAAAACUUCCCUAAUCUUUGCUGAUGACAAGCAUACCCAUAACAUAACGCAGCCACCACCAUGCUUGAACAUAUGGAGAGUGGUACUCAGUAAUGUGUUGUAUUGGAUUUGCCCCAAACACAACGCUUUGUAUUCGGGACAAAGUUAAUUUCUUUAACACACUUUUUUGCAGUUUUACUUUAGUGCCUUAUUGCAAACAGGAUGCAUGUUUUGUGAUAUUUUUAAUUCUGUACAGGUAAAAAAAAAAAAAAAAAAAAACUGUCAUUUAGGUUAGUAUUGUGUGUAACUACAAUGUUGACCUGAGGAUGGAUUUCACAGCCAUUAAACUCUUAACUGUUUAAAGUCACCAUUGGUCUCACGUUGAAAUCCCUGAAUGGUUUCCUUACUCUCCGGCAUCUGAGUUAGGAAGGACGCCUGCAUCUUUGUAGUGACUGGGUGUAUUGAUACACCAUCCAAAGCGUGUAAUUAUUAACUUCACCAUGCUCAAAGGGAUAUUCUAUUUCUGCUUAUUUAAUUUUUUGACCCAUCUACCAAUAGUUGCCCUUCUUUGCGAGGCAUUGGAAAACCUCCCCUGGUCUUUAUGGUUGAAUCUGCGCUUGAAAUUCACUGCUUGACUGAGAGCCCUUACAAUGAUCUGUAUGUGUGGGGUACAGAGAUGAUAAACACUAUUAUUGCACACAGUGAUUUUUACUCCUGAACUUAUUUAGUCUUGCCGUAAAAAAGGGGUUGAAUACUUGUUUACUCAAGACAUUUCAGCUUUUCAUUUUUUAUUAUUUUGUAUUUAAAAAAUUAAGUAAAUCCACUUUGACAUUAUGGGGAAUUGUAUGUAGGCCAGUGGCACAAUCUCAAUUUUAAUAUUUUCAAUUCAGGCUCUAACACAACAAAAUGUGAUUACUUUCUGAAGGCACUGUAAUUUGUAUCAUUGAUGGUAAAAUUUCUCACGUGUAAAAGUUGUAUUUUGUGAUAAUCCUACUUGUCACUUCCCUGCUAUGUUGAGUUUUAGGUCUGAAAUCUUUCAUUCUGUAAUUCUGAAUUGUAUGUAACCAUCACUCGUGAUUCAUUACGGUACCCUCCAUUCCAUGUGUGAUAGUGUCAUCUGACAAUUUUUAUGUCAUUUUGCUGAGUCGUGUUAGGCUAUGAUUUUCAGAAGUCAUUGUCGUAUGCUAAUGUGGUUAAACAUUUUCUGUUAUGAACACCUGUGGAAAGACAUUUUAAGAUGUUACCCAUUCUGACUAAAUGUGUUUACCUAUCCAUAUCUUCUAGACAUUAACCACAUCCCUCCAAAUACAUUUUGAAAAUGUGUUAUUUCUGACAGCGUUCCCUAUUUGACAACCUGUGCAUGUGCUGUUCGUUAGUACACCUCAAUUAUCAGGUUUCAUCACUAAACAUUCAUGUAUCUUUAUGAAAUUAGCCUAAUGUUUCAAAAGGGGAACUCUUGAAGAGAAAAUAAACUGCUGCUGCAAUACAACUAAAUGGUUAGGGUAUGAAAUGAGUUCAAGUAGAUUAAAUAUUGGUCCACUACAAAUGGUAACUGAUCUUUGCUCAUCUUCAAAUAUCGUUCAAACAAAACCCCACUCUUGAGUGUCUCAUGGGUUACAGGGAUUUUGGAAUGCCAAGAACCUUCAAUUAGGAAACAAAAUAGUCUAGAUUUGUCCUCUUUCUCCCCCCAUAGCUCGUGUCAUCCUAGUAUCAUUUAUUUUCAUUAUUUGCUUCUGCAGGGUUUUACUUUGGAGUGAAGUGAUGUUUCUUUCUUCUUGGAAAUUGCUUGAUUAUGAUUCUAGUUAUUUGGUCAUCUGUUAUACUCUCACUGAAAUGUCAUCCUUGUAACAUCUUUGAAAAAAAUAAAGGUUUCUUUUCACUCAUUUUAA
This is a messenger RNA of Oncorhynchus kisutch (coho salmon), 10079 nucleotides long. RefSeq names its product regulator of nonsense transcripts 1. The coding region runs from base 194 to 3499 and encodes 1101 amino acids. Gene Ontology annotation, molecular function: DNA binding; zinc ion binding; RNA binding. Gene Ontology annotation, cellular component: cytoplasm. NCBI's taxonomy places the organism in Eukaryota, Metazoa, Chordata, Actinopteri, Salmoniformes, Salmonidae. The record is from RefSeq and is a predicted model, not a curated record. Gene Ontology annotation, biological process: nuclear-transcribed mRNA catabolic process, nonsense-mediated decay. The transcript has 23 exons.